CCAUCUCCAGAGCCAAUCUACAACAGCGAGGGGAAGAGGCUGAACACGCGCGAGUUCCGCACGCGCAAGAAGUUGGAGGAGGAGAGACACAACCUCAUCACCGAGAUGGUGGCCCUGAACCCCGACUUCAAACCUCCUGCAGACUACAAGCCACCAGCGACGCGUGUGAGCGACAAAGUGAUGAUCCCUCAGGAUGAGUACCCCGAGAUUAACUUCGUGGGGCUCCUGAUUGGGCCAAGAGGGAACACCCUGAAGAAUAUCGAGAAGGAAUGCAACGCCAAGAUCAUGAUCCGGGGGAAGGGCUCAGUGAAGGAGGGCAAAGUGGGCAGAAAGGAUGGGCAGAUGCUGCCAGGAGAGGAUGAACCUCUACACGCGUUGGUCACCGCCAACACCAUGGAGAACGUCAAGAAGGCCGUGGAGCAGGUACGGAACAUCCUGAAACAAGGCAUCGAGACCCCCGAGGACCAGAACGACCUGCGCAAGAUGCAGCUUCGUGAGCUGGCACGGCUCAACGGGACCCUGAGAGAGGAUGAUAAUCGCAUCCUGCGGCCGUGGCAGAGCACUGAGACUCGCAGCAUCACCAACACCACUGUGUGCACCAAGUGUGGUGGCGCAGGACACAUCGCCUCUGACUGCAAGUUUGCCAGGUCUGAGACCCUCUAA
This is a messenger RNA of Acanthisitta chloris (rifleman), 663 nucleotides long. RefSeq names its product splicing factor 1 (gene SF1). Gene Ontology annotation, cellular component: nucleus. The record is from RefSeq and is a predicted model, not a curated record. The transcript is spliced from 5 exons. Gene Ontology annotation, biological process: regulation of mRNA splicing, via spliceosome. The annotation marks the transcript as partial. Gene Ontology annotation, molecular function: mRNA binding; zinc ion binding. Lineage: Eukaryota; Metazoa; Chordata; Aves; Passeriformes; Acanthisittidae.